Messenger RNA from Melozone crissalis (California towhee), 1442 nucleotides. RefSeq names its product lymphocyte antigen 96 (gene LY96). Lineage: Eukaryota; Metazoa; Chordata; Aves; Passeriformes; Passerellidae. The record is from RefSeq and is a predicted model, not a curated record. Gene Ontology annotation, cellular component: lipopolysaccharide receptor complex. Bases 533 to 988 code for a protein of 151 amino acids. Gene Ontology annotation, molecular function: lipopolysaccharide binding; Toll-like receptor 4 binding; lipopolysaccharide immune receptor activity. Gene Ontology annotation, biological process: toll-like receptor 4 signaling pathway; innate immune response; cellular response to lipopolysaccharide. The transcript has 5 exons.
CUUCAGAUGUCUGGUGUAUUCUUAAAGCAUAGUGAGCUUUGUAAGAAGCUCACAUGAAAACCAGUGAGAGGUACUGGCUAACCAUAAAAAUAAAAGAAUGGACUUGGUUUUCAUCAGCUGUGGAUUUUUCUCUUCUUUAAUAUGUGCAGGAAACUCUGUGUUUGAAAUUAUGCCUUUAAAAAUCUUACCCCUGAUGACUCAACUAAACUUGCUCAUUACGUGCUUCUGGUAGUCAUAAUGUCAUUCCACUUCCCCAUUUCACACAGUUUUCUCUUUAGUUUUUCACUCUUGGUUUCAGCUGCACUGUCUGGGGAAAAUGUAACAACAAAAGCAGGAAUUCUUUUUCUUAACAAAAUUUAUUGUGAUGAUAAAUGACAGUGCUGCAGCAGAAUUAACAAAGGUUGCAGAGAAUUUGAUAAAUAGCAGAACUUUCCCCGAAGACAUGUGACUGAUGAUGACUGUGCUGAAUUUUCUUCCUCUUUCUCCCAAGUGAAGUUUUAUACCAUCAAAUACUGAGCAAAAAAAAGUAACUAUGUUUGGACUCCUCUUUUUCAUUUUAUUUACCCCUGGAGUCAGUGAAUUAAUUUGUACAUCAUCAGAUCUUGAAAUGUCGUAUACUUUUUGUGAUUCUACAGCUCAUUCUUUCAAGUUUAAUCUGACACCUUGCAGCACAAGGAACAAACCUGUCUGGAAGGCUGCUCUUACCUGGAUUCCAAGAAGUGACAUUCACUUUUUGAAGAUUGUCUUCAAUGUCUGGUAUGAUGGUGCCAAAGCACUCCUCUGGAAGGAGCUCCUCUGCAGCGGAGCUGACGAUGAAUACUCACUGUGCGGAACGCUGAAAGGAGAAACACUUGACUCAGCAUUUGACAUUAAAGGCUCAAGAUUAGAAUUUCCAAAGGGCGAUUAUAGUAUUGUUGUGCAAGGAUUCUCUGAUGAUUCUGAGAAUAAUAUGCUCAUAUGCUUGAAUUUUACCAUGAUAGUGAAAUAAGAUGCUUUCUGAGUGCAACAAACUUCUCAAAUAAUUCCAGAAUAUGGAGGUCACUUCUGUGAGCGACUGGGAUCCAAGCUGUGAAGUAAUAUGCACACUGAACUUCCUGAGGCAGAACACAUCAUGUGCUGUCUGGGAAGCUAUAAAAUAUAGUCUUUCUCAUUUGUAGCACAGUCAUAAUCAGUUGCUCAGCCAAUGUGCCCAAAAUUUCUGGGAAUCAGGCAUCCUGAUUAAUCCAUGGAAUUACCCUGACUGGAUGGCAGGCUGGUCCUGCAUUUUGGUGCUGUGCCUUGAGUUACAAUAAAGUUGAGUGCUUCAGGCUGAGCUAAAGUAAUCAAGAAGUUUUGAAAUUUUGAAGUGCCAGAAUCAAAAGUUCAUCAGUAUUCAAUUUAAAACAACACAGCAAUUGAAUUUGGGAACCCUGCUGUGAGGUGGUGGGGGAUGUUUUUUUGGU